Molecule: messenger RNA, 703 nt
Organism: Pyricularia oryzae 70-15
Lineage: Eukaryota; Fungi; Ascomycota; Sordariomycetes; Magnaporthales; Pyriculariaceae
Exons: 3
Coding region: 44-385 (113 amino acids)
Source: RefSeq, a predicted model, not a curated record
CAAGGAUCAGUUUGACAAAGAAGUUCAUCUGUCAUUACGAACUAUGUGGCGUUUAAACUUUGAAGACAACCUCUGCAGAGACUUCGAGUCCGGUUCCACCGUACUCAAGCACCCUAAUGUUGGAGUGGGUCGGAGUUGGAAGACUCUAGGCAUCAGAUCUGGCUCGUUGGCUCUGAGCUCUGACUUUUGGCGGGUGCCGAUCAUAUCCGGAUUGCCGGGGCUCAGUCCCUUGCAUCUGGGCCAAAAACAACAAUCACAAAAGUUGAUUACUGCGGUGAUUGCAGGUGGCAAGUUGGCAGCAGACACAUGCGUCUUGCCGCAAAACGCAACACGGACGUGCAGGAAUGGGGGUGCUUGUCAGCAACCAACAUGUGCCAAUGAGUGAGGCAGGGAAAGCAAGUGAUGAGAUAACUUUCUUCAUUUCCCUUUCGAGAGGGCUGCCCCGCCCCAUGCGCGUUUACAGUCUCUAUUUUUUUUUUUCGAUGACAUUGAUCAUGACAGUAUCCUGCAUUAGCGGCUAGGCACAUCACGAUCAGAAUCAAAGCAGGUUUUGUGCACAAGGUUUGGAAAAAGGCUGUGUGCGAGUUGCACCAAGCGCGACCAAUGCAGGGAAAGAAAACUUGUCCUGCACAUACCAACUUUGUAACCACCUUUCUAUAUCCAUCCAUACCAGUGCUUACAGUAAUUAGCAUGCAUGUCCAGA